Acytostelium subglobosum LB1 is the source of this 2403-nucleotide messenger RNA. RefSeq lists its product as hypothetical. Gene Ontology annotation, molecular function: nucleic acid binding; ATP binding. Bases 1 to 2403 code for a protein of 800 amino acids. The record is from RefSeq and is a predicted model, not a curated record. The transcript is spliced from 2 exons. NCBI's taxonomy places the organism in Eukaryota, Evosea, Eumycetozoa, Acytosteliales, Acytosteliaceae.
AUGUUGAAUCUGAGUAGAUUUAUAACAUCGACAUGUCGAUCAACAACAUUUAUAUCAUCAUCAACAUCAACUACAUCGUUGUUAAAUCCUCUGAUCAAUAAUAAUGCAUUCGGUUUAACAUCACUUACAUCACGCGCACUCAACUUACUCAACAAUAGUACAUCACAGUCAUCACUCAACUACUCCACUUCAUACUCAAUCGACUCAAAUGACUAUGACAACAACAAUACAAGAGGCGGAGGUGGUCGUGGUGGUGGCAACAGAGGCAGCAGAGGUGGUCAUGGCGGAUCAUCCCGAGGUGGACCAUCACAACAGAGAUCAUCCUCAUCAAGAGAGGUCAUAAUAGACUCAUAUAAACAGUCACAAUUACAGCCACGAACACAGACACAGACAAAGACAGCUACAAGACGAUACGACAAUGACGAUGAAGAUGAAGGCGAGGACAGCAAAUACAUCAGUGAGGAUAAUGAUGACGAUGAUACCACUCAACUACAACAACAAGUAAAGGACAUCGAUGGCAAUGAGAAGAAACUUCAACGUAGACAUUGGCAUCCACUUCGAAAUCUGAUGGACAAUGAUGUGUGGCGAGUCAUCGAACAGAUGCAAUGGAGUGCACCAACCGAUAUACAACUCGAGCUGAUACCAAACAUACUCAAGUGUAGGAAUAUACUGGCAUCAUCAAAGACUGGAAGUGGCAAGACUGCUUCGUACGCGAUACCAAUGAUCCAGAUUGUACAUAGCAUCAAGAAGAAGAUAGCAAGUGGAGUGGAGACAACAGAGGCAGCAGCAUCAGAGGGUGGCAAUAGCCCCACUCAUAUACCAGUCAUUGUAACAGAGAAGAAGCUGAAUGGCAACGAUCCACUCGGUCUGGUGAUCGUGCCAAGUCGUGAGCUAGCCAUUCAGGUGAGCGAGGAGGUCAGCACGCUGUCGCAGCACAUGGACCUGCGCGUCCAGACCAUCUUUGGCGGCGUGGGCGAGCACACACAACUCAAGAACAUCGGGCUGGGCGUCGACAUUGUGGUCGGCACGCCCGGCCGCAUACUGCAACUGGUCAAGGACGGUCAGCUCAAUCUACGCCAGGUGCACAUCACGGUCAUUGACGAGUUUGACAAGCUGUUCAACUAUGGCUUCUUCCCCGACACCAAGGAGCUGUUUGACAGUCUGCCCCUCAUCCAGAACAGGAGCAGGGAUGGCAUGCAGACAGUGCUGAUCUCGGCCACUGUGAUGCACGAGAAGCACGAUGGACUGAUCUCUCGUUUCUCGCCCAAUCAUACAAUGGUCAACCUCAACCCCGAGCUGCAGGCGCCAAGCCAAGUGCGCCAACAUUUCUAUCACGUGAGCUACCGCAAGAAGAGGAGUCUUUUGCUGUACUUCUUUAGGAGGAGCAAGGGCAAGACAUCGCUCAAGCAUGCCAAGGUGCUGAUCUUUGCGAGGACGCAGCAGCGUGUGGAGAACCUAUGUCGCGCGUUGGAGGAGAACAAGAUCAAGGCCAUCAGUAUCCAUGCAGACUUCUCGCCGGCCAAGCGAGCGGAAGCCGUUGAGAAGUUCAAGUCUGAUGAGUAUCAGGUGUUGGUGGCCACUGAUGUCAUGGCGCGUGGCGUGCACAUUGAGAACCUGGACGCAGUCGUCAACUUUGAUGUGCCUCACGUGUCGGAGGACUACCUACACAGGAUUGGACGUGCUGGUCGCCUUGGCCAACAAGGCUUCGCUCUAACAUUCGUGUCGCGUCAAAAGCUGGUGUUUGAGGUUGGCAAGCGAACAGUUGGAUUGGACGAGAAGCACUUGGUGUCAAACAUUGAGAAGGUGAUGGCCAAGGACGUCAGGUUCUCCAAGGUGCCUGGCCCAUGGGUCGAAGAGGGAGGUGAAGAGCUAGACCACGACAUCAGAGUCAAGUCAGAAGAUAGACCUUACGACGAUCAUCCACAUCAACAUCAACAACAUCAACAACAACAACAGGAUCAUAACGAAUCAUCAACUACAACUGGCGACUACACAAUGGACAAAGAACAGAGACAUCAUCAACGAAAGGAGAACAAGGCAGUGGCCGACCUGCUCAUUCAGAAGAAUAUCUUGGAGACUUACAAGGGCCCCAAGUCCAUGGAUGGCAUGCCAAGAGUGCGUUUCAAUCCAAACGCCAAGGUGAAGAACAGAAAGAUGUCCAAGCUCAAGAUCGACAGGAAGGGUGAGAUCCUCGACCUGCCGCCCAUCACCGACUUUGAGGAGGGCAGAUACGAGGCAGUCAUCGAGGGCUUUGACAAGAAGAGAGCAAAGCGUCUUGGUGUCGGAGUCAAGAUGAGAGAGAAGAAGGUGUUCAAGCCAUCCAGGAUUGUGACCAAGCGCCAGAUGAAACGUAAUGAUUCACAACAAGGUGGUGUUGGUAAUGAGGAAGCAUCAUGGCAAUAA